CCGUUAUUUUUCUGGACGGCGAGCGCCGGCGGUGGAGCGUGUGGAUGAGGUGCGGCCCAUGUCCACUCAUCCCAAGCUCCCCCCAUGUCUCCCAUCCACCACCGCUCGCUUUGCAAAAGCACACGUCUCUCGCCGUCUCGCGUACUACUAGGCCUGCGUGCGCCGUAGCCCCACGUACUCCACAUCAUUUGAGCCCGGAAAGAUCCGGGACGCGACAAAAAAACUCACGACCCAGAGGGCUCUUCUUUCUCUUGUGGCCCGCUAUAAGUAGGGCGGUGUGUGGCGACAUUCGCGAGACGUUCGUACGUAACGUGACCGAGCGCGCCGGACGCCGUCGUCGUUAAUUAAUCAGCCAUGGAUCCCUACAAGCACCGCCCGUCGAGCUCGUUCAACGGCCCGCUGUGGAGCACCAACUCCGGCGCCCCCGUAUGGAACAACAACAACUCGCUCACCGUCGGCUCCCGAGGCCCGAUCCUUCUGGAGGACUACCACCUGGUUGAGAAGCUGGCCAACUUCGACAGGGAGCGUAUCCCGGAGCGCGUGGUGCACGCCCGCGGCGCCAGCGCCAAGGGCUUCUUCGAGGUCACCCACGACAUCACCCACCUCACCUGCGCCGACUUCCUCCGCGCCCCGGGCGUCCAGACCCCGGUCAUCGUCCGCUUCUCCACCGUCAUCCACGAGCGCGGCAGCCCGGAGACCCUCCGCGACCCGCGUGGCUUCGCCAUCAAGUUCUACACCCGGGAGGGCAACUGGGACCUCGUCGGCAACAACUUCCCCGUCUUCUUCAUCCGCGACGGCAUGAAGUUCCCGGACAUGGUGCACUCGCUCAAGCCCAACCCCAAGUCGCACGUCCAGGAGAACUGGCGCAUCCUCGACUUCUUCUCCCACCACCCGGAGAGCCUCCACAUGUUCACCUUCCUCUUCGAUGACAUCGGCAUCCCCGCCGACUACCGCCACAUGGACGGCUCCGGCGUCAACACCUACACGCUCGUCAACCGCGCCGGCAAGUCGCACUACGUCAAGUUCCACUGGAAGCCCACCUGCGGCGUCAAGUCGCUGCUCGACGACGAGGCCGUCACCGUCGGCGGGACCAACCACAGCCACGCCACGCAGGACCUCUACGACUCCAUCGCCGCCGGCAACUUCCCGGAGUGGAAGCUGUUCAUCCAGACCAUCGACCCCGACCACGAGGACCGCUUCGACUUCGACCCGCUCGACGUCACCAAGACGUGGCCCGAGGACAUCGUCCCGCUGCAGCCCGUGGGGAGGAUGGUGCUCAACCGCAACAUCGACAACUUCUUCUCGGAGAACGAGCAGCUGGCGUUCUGCCCCGGGAUCAUCGUGCCGGGGAUCUACUACUCCGACGACAAGCUGCUGCAGACGAGGAUCUUCUCCUACUCCGACACGCAGCGCCACCGCCUCGGACCAAACUACCUGCUGCUCCCGCCCAACGCGCCCAAGUGCGCCCACCACAACAACCACUACGACGGCUUCAUGAACUUCAUGCACCGCGACGAGGAGGUCGACUACUUCCCAUCCCGCUACGAUCCUGCCAAGCACGCCCCCCGCUACCCCAUCCCCUCCGCCACCCUCACCGGCCGCCGCGAGAAGGUGGUGAUUGCCAAGGAGAACAACUUCAAGCAGCCAGGGGAGAGGUACCGUUCAUGGGAUCCGGCAAGGCAAGACCGGUUCAUCAAGAGAUGGAUCGACGCACUCUCUGACCCUCGCCUCACCCACGAGAUCAGGAGCAUCUGGCUCUCCUACUGGUCUCAGGCUGACAGGUCUCUGGGUCAGAAACUGGCGAGCCGUCUCAGCGCGAAGCCGAGCAUGUAAGGAGAUCGAUCAGCGUUGCAAUCUGCUUCAGUCACGGAAGGCCUCAGCCUCACUCUAUCGGAUAAUAAUUGCUACUCAUACUCUAGCAAUACCGAUCGAUCGAGUCUAUUUUGGAAAGAGGACAUAUAUGAUUUCUAUCACCGCACAAUUCGUGUACCACCAUCAUGUAAUAAUCUGUAACCUGAAGACACGUUUCUCCUGAUACUUCAUCAUUAUUGUAAGCACACCUUUUAUCAAUAAUUUAUAUACAGUAAAUUAAUUAUUUAAUUAUAA
This is a messenger RNA of Oryza sativa Japonica Group (Japanese rice), 2106 nucleotides long. RefSeq names its product catalase isozyme C. Gene Ontology annotation, molecular function: heme binding; catalase activity. The record is from RefSeq and is a predicted model, not a curated record. Lineage: Eukaryota; Viridiplantae; Streptophyta; Magnoliopsida; Poales; Poaceae. Gene Ontology annotation, cellular component: plasma membrane; cytoplasm; peroxisome. Gene Ontology annotation, biological process: hydrogen peroxide catabolic process; response to hydrogen peroxide.